CCAUUCAUACAUGCACGUAACAAAAUUGGAUAGUACGAUCAAUUUACUUAGAAAAUGGCUAGUGCAUCAACCUCCUAUGCUCGAAUUCUCUUUCUACUUUCAUUGCAACUCAUCACGGUCGCAGUUAUUGCUCAUCAUGAUUGUGGACCUUUCGAGGCCAACGAUAGGGAUCGAAUUCAAUUUGCUCAAAACUUGGAAUUCCUAGAAGCAGAAUAUUUCACUUAUGAUGCACUUGGGAAAGGUCUAGACGCUUUUGCUCCAGAAUUGGCUAAGGGUGGACCUCCUCCAAUUGGUGCCAGGAAGGCCAAUCUUGAUCCUGUUACUCGUCAAAUUAUCGAGGAAUUUGGUUAUCAGGAAAUUGGUCAUCUCAGGGCCAUUGUGACAACAGUAGGUGGAAUACCAAGGCCUCUGUUAGAUAUCAGCUCUGAAAAUUUUGCCAAACUAUUUGACAAAGCAGUAGGGUACUGUCUGGAUCCUCCAUUCGACCCUUAUGCCGACACCGCCAACUUUCUCACAGCAUCAUAUGCUAUCCCUUAUAUGGGACUCGUAGGCUAUGUCGGUACUAUCCCAUACCUCGCCAACUACACUUCAAGAAGGUUGGUUGCGUCACUGUUGGGGGUGGAAUCUGGACAAGAUGCAGUUUUACGAGCAUUGCUCUAUGGGAAAGCCUGUGAAAAAGUGGUAACUUAUGACAUAACAGUGGCUGACUUCACAAACGUGAUAUCAGGGCUAAGAAACCAGCUUGCCAAGUGCGAUAUCAAAGAUGAAGGUCUAAUAGUACCCUUGAAGCUUGGGGCUGAGAACCGAACUACAAGUAACAUCCUGUCAGCUGACACCAAUUCACUCUCCUAUGCAAGAACUCCGCCAGAGAUUCUAAGGGUAGUGUACGGAGAUGGCGAUGAGCAUAAGCCUGGUGGGUUCUUUCCUGAGGGUGCAAAUGGGAAAAUUGCAAGAUCCUACCUCUCUGAACAUCAUAAAGAUUAGCUUUCGUUCAUUUAUUUAAAACCUCUCAGCUAUGUUAUAGUAUACAUAUACGCUUUGAUAAGCUUUAAAUUAUUAGAAUAAUCUGGCAGAUGUUAGGUUGAAUGUAUUGGUUAUUGGAAACUAGCUAGUAACUAUUAAUGAUUCGCAUUUGAUAGUAACCGCAUGAUCUACCUUUUGCUUGCA
This is a messenger RNA of Durio zibethinus, 1167 nucleotides long. Its product is annotated as ferritin-like catalase Nec2. The record is from RefSeq and is a predicted model, not a curated record. Lineage: Eukaryota; Viridiplantae; Streptophyta; Magnoliopsida; Malvales; Malvaceae.